Molecule: messenger RNA, 837 nt
Organism: Closterium sp. Yama58-4
Lineage: Eukaryota; Viridiplantae; Streptophyta; Zygnematophyceae; Desmidiales; Closteriaceae
Source: the annotation of a GenBank genome assembly
AUGGUUAACCGACCCGGGGUGAGGAAGAUUAUCGAAGCUACAGUCCGGCGAACUCCGGUUAACGACGGAAGCAGCUUCGAGCUUUUGGUAGCAAGGCUGAGCGCUGGGCUCAGGGCUUACGUAAAAGAGGAGAGCAAACGGGUGCGGGCGACAAUGACUCACCUGACUAACACGGUUGCAGUUUUGACGCAGGAGAUGAUGAGAAAUCCCAACUGUUCAAGGACGCGGGAGUUGCUGAGGUCGAAGGAGGUGCAGCUGAAGAUGUAUCAGUCGGCACGGAAAGACCGUUUGCACCUUCACGCUGGCUCAACGGCGGAGCUGACAGGCGAGAUCGCAUCCAAGCACCUCUCAGCGCAAAUCCAAGCACGGAAAGCACGGACGCAGAUUUCGGGGCUAAAGGAUGGAGCUGUGUCAAUAACCGGGUCGAAGGAGAUAUUGGCAGCGGCGUCUGGUUUCUUCAAGAACAUCUUCGGCAGAGAUCGUCGUACUGACCACACUGACUGGAGCUUUACUCCAUCCCGCCGUCUGGACAAGUUUGUAGCUGAAACGCUUACGGCGGAUUGGUCUGAGCAGGAGGUGAAAAAAGCGUUUGCAGCAAUGGCGAGGAAUAAAUCACCGGGCAGUGACGGUCUUCCGAAAGAGCUGUUUGAAGCGCAUUGGGACCUGCUGGGGGGGAGCUUUAUGGCCAUGGCGAAGGACUUCGAAAGUUCCGCGGUGCUGCCAGCGGAAAUCAAGGAGGCGGUGACGAUACUGCUUCACAAAAAGGGGGACAAGGUGCAGUUAAACAACUACCGGCCCAUCACGCUGCUGAAUUUUGCAUACAAGUGGCCUUGGUAG